UGACGCUGACGCCGCCAUGUUUUCCUGCUCUGUAACGCACGUGAAGGCGCUGCGGGAUCAGUGUUGAAGGACGACUGUUCGCAUGUCGUAUUCUAACGAUUACAACUCAGUUUUCACAAGUGCAUAUUAUUGUGCUGUGCUUUAGAAGUGUCUUGCCGUUGACUGUGUUUUGAAAGAAAAAGAUGUUUAGAAAAAGUCACAACCUAAAAUACAUAUUAACUCUUGUACCAGGGAAAAGACGUUUUGGGACGUACAGAUUUUUGCCCUUGUUUUUCUGUAUCGGGGGUGUCAUGGAGUGGAUCAUGAUUAACGUGAGAAUAGGAAAGGAAACGUUUUAUGAUGUGUACAGAAGAAAACAAUCAGAGAGGGAAUACCAGCAGAAGAUUGAGGAGGGCUUUGUGCUCACAGAGUCUGAAGUCAAAUGAAAUCAUCAGAACACACUGAAAAUAAAUAAUCAUGAUAAAGAGACUGAAACCAAAAAUGGGAAUGUUAUUAUGCAUAGACUGUAGGGCAGCUGUGACAUGGACUGUAAUUAUGAGGACAUAUGAGGUGCAGAAAGCUGCCAGCAAGGAAGAUCACAUCUUUUGUAUUGUUUAAAUGAUAAAGGUGGUUAUUUGUGCAAUAAAAAUAAUCGUGUCUUUUCUGGGA
Puntigrus tetrazona (Sumatra barb) is the source of this 648-nucleotide messenger RNA. RefSeq names its product small integral membrane protein 4. NCBI's taxonomy places the organism in Eukaryota, Metazoa, Chordata, Actinopteri, Cypriniformes, Cyprinidae. The record is from RefSeq and is a predicted model, not a curated record. Bases 183 to 425 code for a protein of 80 amino acids. The transcript is spliced from 2 exons.